This is a messenger RNA of Moneuplotes crassus, 1107 nucleotides long. Lineage: Eukaryota; Ciliophora; Spirotrichea; Euplotida; Euplotidae. The record is from the annotation of a GenBank genome assembly.
AUGGAGCAAACCUUUAAUCAGGACUUGAGCAAUCUAAAGAAUCAGCAGUGAAGCAAUGAUAAUUCAGAAGAACAAGGAGAAAAGCUUGAAUCAAGUAUUUCUGGAUCUCCUGAGGACAAAGAAAAUCCUGAAAAUCUUCAUAAUUUAAGUGGAUUUUAUCUACCCCAGAUCAAAUACAGCCAAGUGUUUCAAAGUCGGUAUCUAGAUGGAUUUAAUUACACAAUCCAAAAGGAGAAAAAUUCAUCCAAACUACCCCCAAAUCCACAAAACAGAAGGGUUCCAACCCAGAGAUCCCAAUCAAUCGUUAAUCUAGAAGAAAGAGAGACUUUCCAGAGGAAAUAAUGAAAUUGUAAAUAAUUCCAGCCAUCUUCCUUCAAAUGAACUUCUGAAAGAAGCAGGGUUUACUGAUAGAGAAAUAAGCAGCAGAUUUUAUGCUUCAAGCCAUACGAUUAGCCGAUCUGUAGUUAGGAAGUAUAAGAAAUAAUACUAGAAGAUCUUUUAAAAGUUUAAAACAAGUUACAAAGAGCUUGAGUAAAAGCAAGAGGAAGUCACACAGGAAGAGUCGAGACAAGCGCAUUCCUAAACUCAGCAAGCGUUACAUGGAUAGUUGUAAUAACAUUCAACAUUCUGAGACCCCUUUUAUCACUAAAAAUCGAAAUUUGGAAUCUAAAAAUUCUUAUAAUGACAGUGAUAUUGUUAAUUUUUUGGGCAAAAGAAGCUCAAACUAUAUAAAAAGUAGCUUUAACUCAGUUAAAAACUCAAUAAAUCACAAAAAUCCCAACUCAGUAACCCAAAACCACCCAGAUUUCCUUCACCAAAGACACAGUAUCAACACACAGGUCCCUCAUAACCCCAAGAACCUCACUGAAACCGCUUGCUUUGCAGUCGGUGAAAUCAGCUCGAUCCCUACCAGGAGUGAUGACAAGAUGAAAGGCCUGAGAGAAUUCUUCAAGAAAUAAAAUAGUCAACGCUUAUAACUCAAUUUAUCACCAGAAUACCUCGAAUAUUGCUGAAGCGGAGGCUCACAGGCCGGUUCUGAGCAAGACCGAGAAGAUGAUUCAGAGAGUAAUUAUCCGCGAAUAAAUAACAAGUCUAAGCAGUACAUUC